Messenger RNA from Lactuca sativa (garden lettuce), 423 nucleotides. RefSeq lists its product as uncharacterized. The record is from RefSeq and is a predicted model, not a curated record. NCBI's taxonomy places the organism in Eukaryota, Viridiplantae, Streptophyta, Magnoliopsida, Asterales, Asteraceae.
AUGUACAAAACUCCAAUUGGAAUGUCUCCAUACCGUAUUGUUUUUGGAAAGCCGUGUGGAUUACCCGUUGAGUUAGAACAUAGGGCCUAUUGGGAGAUCAAGCAGUUCAACAUGGAUUUAAGUGAAUCGGGAAAGAAGAGGAAGCUGGACAUACAAGAACUUGAGGAAAUCCGCAAUGAAGCAUAUGAGAAUGAGGUUCUUUAUAAGGAAAAGACCAAAGCAUUCCAUGACAAGAUGAUUACACGCAAGUUGGAACCAUUUGUUGUCACUAAUGUUUUUGAGCAAGGUGCAAUAGAAAUCAUAAGUGAGAAAACCGGGAAGAUUUUUAAGGUAAAUGGUCACCGUUUGAAGCCUUAUUAUGAAGGAUUUCAAGUCAAGAAUGAAGAGGUGGAGGAAGUAAUGGAUCCAAAGUAUCAAGAUUGA